Acomys russatus (golden spiny mouse) is the source of this 1782-nucleotide messenger RNA. It is a transcript of the gene Angptl4, whose product is annotated as angiopoietin like 4. The transcript has 7 exons. The coding region runs from base 37 to 1272 and encodes 411 amino acids. Gene Ontology annotation, biological process: triglyceride homeostasis. NCBI's taxonomy places the organism in Eukaryota, Metazoa, Chordata, Mammalia, Rodentia, Muridae. Gene Ontology annotation, molecular function: enzyme inhibitor activity. The record is from RefSeq and is a predicted model, not a curated record.
GCGUCACCACACCCAAGGCCAUCCCCCCCCGGAAUCAUGCGCUGCGCUCCAACCGCAGGCGCAGCCCUAGUGCUGUGCGCAGCUACUGCCGGGCUGCUGAGCGCGCAGGCCCGCCCUGCACAACCCGAAUCGCAGCGCUUCGCAUCCUGGGACGAGAUGAACUUGCUGGCUCACGGGCUACUGCAACUCGGCCACGGGCUGCGCGAACACGUGGAGCGCACCCGUGGGCAGCUGGGCGCACUGGAACGCCGCAUGGCUGCGUGCGGUAAAGCUUGUCAGGGACCCAAGGAAAAAGAAGCACUCUCCAAAGAUCCCGAGGGGAGAGUCCCUGACAGUGAGGCAGCUCCUGAGACUCUGCACAGUUUGCAGACACAGCUCAAGGCUCAGAACAGCAAGAUCCAGCAACUCUUCCAGAAGGUGGCCCAGCAGCAGAGACACCUAUCAAAGCAGAAUCUGAGAAUACAGACUCUUCAGAGCCAGAUUGGCCUCCUGGCCCCCACACACCUAGACAACGGAGUGGCCAAGGCUUCAAGGGGAAAGAGACUUCCUAAGAUGGCCCAGCUCAUUGGCCUGACUCCCAAUGCUACCCGCUUGCAUAGGCUGCCCCACGACUGUCAGGAACUCUUCCAAGAAGGGGAACGGCAUAGUGGACUUUUCCAGAUCCAGCCACUGGGCUCCCCACCAUUUUUGGUCAACUGUGAGAUGACUUCAGAUGGAGGCUGGACAGUGAUUCAGAGACGCCUAAAUGGCUCUGUGGACUUCAAUCAGUCCUGGGAAGCCUACAAGGAUGGCUUCGGAGAUCCUCAAGGCGAGUUCUGGCUGGGCCUGGAGAAGAUGCACAGCAUCACUGGGGACCGAGGCAGCCAGCUGGCUGUGCAGCUCCAGGACUGGGAUGGCAAUGCCAAACUGCUCCAGUUUCCCGUCCACUUGGGGGGUGAGGACACAGCCUACAGCCUGCAACUCACAGAGCCCACAGCCAGUGAGCUGGGUGCCACCAGUGUCUCCCCCAAUGGCCUUUCCCUGCCUUUCUCUACCUGGGACCAAGACCACGACCUCAGAGGGGACCUCAACUGUGCCAAGAGCCUCUCUGGUGGCUGGUGGUUUGGCACCUGUAGCCAUUCCAAUCUCAACGGACAGUACUUCCAUUCCAUCCCACGGCAACGGCAGCAGCGGAAAAAGGGGAUCUUUUGGAAAACAUGGAAGGGCCGCUACUACCCACUACAGGCUACCACCCUGCUGAUCCAGCCCAUGGAGGCUACAGCAGCCUCCUAGCCUCCUCACUGGAGUCUGGUUUCAGGCCUAAGAGGACAAUGACGUUGGUUGUGGCUCUGAGAUACAGCCACUCUCUCCGCUGGCGGUUAGGAGCUCCGAGGGGGUCUGUCUGGAGUCUCGUGGACAGAGAAGAAGCCAAUAACUGGGGAGACUGGAGGACCUCUUCUGGUAUUGGGGGUCCUCAGGCAUUAUUGUCUGAAACAGAGCAACAGGAAACAAACGGCCCAGACCCAGGAUACAUGAGCUUAAGGGUCAUUGAGUCUCACUUCUCGCCUGCCAGAGAAGUCAGGGAUGCAGAGGGACCACUUGGGUCCAACUAGCUGGGCCCUUAACGGCAGACUCAGUCAUAUUGACUGGCUGGGAGACAGAGUUCCCAGGAGCCCUGGUUACAUUCAUGGUGCUGUUGUGUGUGUGCUGUGGCUAAACGGGUGCCAACUGUGGUUCCCAGGCACAGCUCGCGGCAUUCUUGGAAUAAAAACAACCUCAGAACAUUUUGUUCUCUGUUGUUUC